ACCAUGGAAGGCCUAAGGGUGGAGUGUCGACUGGGCCUGCGCCUCAGGGGCCCACCCUGUGCCCUGUCCGUCUUAUUGCCCUACACUCCCCCGCCCCCGGAGUUGCGCAGCAGGGCAGAAUCUGUGAAGGCCUCAGUUUUUACCCCAGAGUGGUGUGGAAACAAGCUUUUUUGUAGCUGGGUGUACAUUUGUGUAGGCACAAGCAGGUCUGUCCUGAACCUGUGGAUAGGUGUUGGAAAGUAGUCCAUAUUCGCUGCUUGUUGUACUGAGCGUGCAAUACUUGGAGCACAUCAGGGGGCCAAGCAUACGCCCACCUUUCAUGGCACUUAUGCUCCAAAGAGACUGACGCUCUGAUCAGUACUGAGUACAUCAGGUGUAAUAGAGACAAGAGCUGGAGUGGGGGGAAAGGGGCUCAGCUGAAGGUGGGGGAGUUAUCAGUUGGAAUUUCAAAUAUGUAGUUAUUAGGAGUCUCAGGGACCUUGGUGGUUAAACCUAGACGUUCCUCAUCACUAUCUCUGCUGUGUUCGCUUUGAGGCUUACUCUGAAAAGGCGGUGCAAGACAUUUCCUUAACUAAGGCUGUGCAGAGAGAGAGUAGGUCAGCAAAGAGCAGCUGCAUGGCCGUUGUGGUGAGCCCCAGAGAUCAUACAGAAACUGUCCCAGGUGUUUGCUUUGCAUCUUUGGUGCUCUGGGUUCCAGAGAGAUGAGAUGGAAUCUUGCCCAAACAGCCAACUGAAGGGACACAGAUGGGCCCAGUUAUAUUGCCAGUGAGGAGAGCCGGCUCUUCGUCCUCACAGAGCUGUUGGAAAGGAAGGCCCACUCUCCCUUUUACCAGGAAGGUGUGAGCAACGCCCUGCUCAAGAUGGCUGAGCUGGGCCUGACACGCGCAGCAGAUGUUCUUCUGCGGAAUGGGGCUAAUCUCAACUUUGAAGACCCUGUCACCUACUACACAGCUUUACACAUCGCUGUCCUGCGGAACCAGCCGGACAUAGUGGAGCUGCUGGUGCAGCAUGGGGCUGACAUCAAUCGGAGGGACCGCAUUCAUGAGAGCAGCCCCUUGGACUUGGCCAGUGAAGAGCCGGAGCGCCUGCCCUGCCUGCAGCGCCUCCUGGACCUUGGAGCUGAUGUUAAUGCAGCUGACAAACACGGAAAGACUGCCCUGCUCCAUGCUUUGGCUAGCAGUGAUGGAGUGCAGAUCCACAACACUGAGAACAUCCGGCUCUUACUGGAAGGAGGGGCAGAUGUCAAGGCUACCACCAAAGAUGGGGACACUGUGUUCACCUGCAUCAUCUUCUUGCUUGGUGAGACCGUGGGAGGGGAUAAAGAGGAAGCCGAAAUGAUCAACCGCUUCUGUUUCCAAGUAACACAGUUGCUGCUGGCUCAUGGGGCAGAUCCCAGUGAAUGCCCAGCCCAUGAAUCCCUCACCCAUAUUUGCCUCAAGAACUUUAAGCUGCAUUUCCCUCUCCUGCGCUUCCUCCUGGAGUCUGGCGCUGCCUACAACUGUUCCCUCCAUGGUGCGUCCUGCUGGUCUGGCUUUCAUAUCAUCUUUGAGAGGCUCUGUUCUCAUCCAGGCUGUGCUGAAGAUGAGAGCCACGUGGACCUCCUGCGCAAAGCCGAGACUGUGCUGGAUCUCAUGGUGACCAACUCCCAGAAACUCCAGCUGCCUGAAAACUUCAAUAUCCAUCCUGUGGGAAGCCUGGCAGAAAAGAUCCAGGCCCUCUACUUCUCCUUGAGGCAGCUGGAAAGCUAUCCCCCACCCCUCAAGCACCUGUGCCGUGUCUCUAUCCGCCUCUACCUUCAGCCAUGGCCUGUGGACGUGAAGGUCAAAGCUCUGCCUCUGCCUGACAGGCUGAAGUGGUACCUUCUCAGUGAGCACAGCGGCACCCUCAAGGAUGACAUCUAACAGGGCGUGACUAAAAGGAAUGAGGGUCUAGGCAGCAUCAGUCAACCUGUGAUGGAUUUGAGUACCUGUGACAGUUUUGUGGGAGCGUCUUUUGAUGUAAGCAAUGAGCUGUACCCUUAGUGAGCCUACCAGGUAGAGCCCGAGCUGUAAUCCUCCCGUGGUAAAAGGUGCAGCUCUGUCUUCCAGGGAGACUGCCCCUCUUCCCUCUGGCAGUAUCCCCAAAAUCUCAAACCACAUUGGAAAAAGGGACAGUGUUUAGAUUUCGGACCAGUUAUACCCAAAGUGCCGAGUCUGAGCAUCCCCAAGAGCUGCAGCAAUCUGCGGUCCUGCACAGAGGCUCAGCGGGAGCCAGAAGGAAGCCAGGGUAUGUCCUGUGGGUGCCACCUAGCCAGGUCCUAUUCCUGCCUCUUUUCACUCCAGAUUGUCACAAGUGCUUUUGGUGAACUGGGGGAGAAGGCACUAAGGGCCUCCAUGGCCCAUCUCCUUGUGUUGAAAGCUGAGCUGACCCCUGCUACCUUCUAGAGCUCAGUAGCUGGGUCACCUAUGGCCCUGCCUACCAGGGCUGUGCUCUAGUGGCAGCUAUACACGCACCAAGCCCAAGGCCUUGGGGACCAUGCCUUCUGCUAAAAAGCAAUCAUGCGUGCACAGCAGGGACAGCCCUUUCAGAAUUGUCUUUGUGAGGGGCUCACCUGAUAGCACACCAUCAAGACAGCUGACCACACUGCUCAGUGUGGAGGGCUUGUAAACUCUGUCCAAGUCACACUGACCAUUGUGGAUUGUGUUAAUGCCUUUGGGAUGAAGCUUAAGGUAACUAAAUGAUAUAUUUAUAUCAUAAAA
Molecule: messenger RNA, 2738 nt
Organism: Otolemur garnettii (small-eared galago)
Lineage: Eukaryota; Metazoa; Chordata; Mammalia; Primates; Galagidae
Gene: ASB6
Product: ankyrin repeat and SOCS box containing 6
Exons: 6
Coding region: 861-1901 (346 amino acids)
Biological process (GO): protein ubiquitination; intracellular signal transduction
Cellular component (GO): BRCA1-BARD1 complex
Molecular function (GO): protein binding
Source: RefSeq, a predicted model, not a curated record